UGACAAUAUUGGUUAUGUUUAUGAAAAUAAUUGUUUUUCUCAUUGUGCUGAUGCGGUGGUAACUCUCAAUCCGGAAGUCAGGAUGGCAGGGGAAGGAAGUCUGUCGAUUCUCGCUCUUGUUUUCACCGUUUUCCUGCAAAUUUACCCCAGUAUUGGGGGGCAGGUGAAGGGAUCGGUUCCCCUGGAUGUAACGACAUUCGAUAAGGUUGUGUCCAAGUUUCCAGUCGUCUUGGUGAAGUUCGAUGAGCAGUACCCUUAUGGAGACAAGCAGGAUGAGUUCAAGAAACUGGCAGAGCAGCUAUCAACUCAGAAGGAACUCCUGGUGGCUGAAGUUGGCAUCUCAAAGUUUGGUGAAAAGGAAAAUGAAGAACUCGGAACAAGAUUUGGAGUGGAUGUAGAAGAAGCACCAAAGUACAAGCUGAUAAUGCAGGGUAAGGAUGAGCCAAUCCCGUACGAGGGUGAAAUCAAGUAUGACGACCUUCUGCGCUUCGUCAAGGACAACAGCGGUCUGUGGAUUGGGCUACCCGCUACUCUGGAGGCAUUUGACAAGCUGACAAUGGAGUUUAUGGCAGCACCGGAUGACAAACUGACAGGACUCAUCACCAAGGCAGAAGAAGAGGCAAAGCCACUCGAAGAUGAACAGGACAAAAAGUCAGCUGAAAUGUACAUCAAAAUCAUGAAAAAGGUUCAGGAAAAGGGCAAAGAUUUUGUCAACACAGAAAUCACCAGGGUGAAAAAGCUGCAGGAUGGAAAAGUUAGCAAAACUCAGAAAGAAAAUAUCAAAAAUCGCCUGAAUGUUCUGAGCUCUUUCAAGGCUGCUGUGAAGGAUGAACUGUAGGGAUUUUCUAUUGGGCCAGAUAAAUUUAGUACCAUGGUUGGGGUUCUACAGUCAGAUUUUCUGAGGCAGUUUUCAUAAUGAACAAAAUUAUAUGAAAACAAUUUCUGCCAUCUAACCCAAGAUGAAAUCAAUUUGUGACUUUGGACUGCAUUUGAAAAUAACAUUAUAUCAUGAUUAUGGUAAUACAUUUAUGGAGUCAUGGUCUCUUUUCUUCCAUGAUUCGAAAAGUUGCAAAACAAAAUUUAGACUUUUUCUGGCUUUGACAAAUCUUAUCAUUUAAUCUCCUUGUGCAAUUGCUCAAGCUUGUAGUUGUCAGAUAUUCUCAGCUGUAAACUGAUUUCUAGAAUAUAUGAUGCAAUAAAAAUGAAACUUUGUUCAUUUUCACCCAAAUGUGAAGUUCAGUAUACAAGUAUCUCCAUUUCCUGUUUGCAUCUAAGAAUCUGGUAUCACAUCCAAGGUGAUGGUUGAUGUUUUCAUAUAUCUUUUCCUAACCUUAUUUGUGCAAAGGACAGUAUCCAGACUGUAAUGAACCAAAAACUUUGGAAAAUGCUGCCAAGUUAUUGAUAGGUGUAAACCAGGAGAUUGUAUUUAUAAGACAAUUCUGAUAAAGCCAGCAACAAAUAAAUGUAAUCCCUUGUUAUGGGAAUGUAACUCCAUAUCUUAAACAGAACUUUAUAUUAUCUUUGGUACUACAUGUACCUAUAUUUGUACCUUCAGUACUUGAUAUGAAAAAAUCGUUGUUGGGUUGAAUUAAAAGGCCAUUUUAGUACCAUUGAAAUAUGGCUUUUUAAUGCUAUCUUCAGCAAUUGGACCAUAAAAUAUUGAUCAUUUACAUAAGUUACAUGCAGAUAUCACUCAAGCAAUGAAUAAACAUUAAGGCAAUAUUAUCAACAUUUCACAUUUACAUUCCUGUCUUAGAAGACAAAUUUCCAUUCUUUCUAAAGUUGAGAAUGGUUUAACCAGUAAAGCAAGUCUAUGUAGUGAAAUUCUGAUUUGUUGAUUCAUUCAUGAUGAAGACCACCCACCUUAGCCAGUGAGAUUAUAAUUUUGUCAGAAUUCUAUUCUGUUUUUUAUUUGCAAGUAUCAUAGAGCUGGAGAGUAUUUGUUGUCAUUUGAUUUUGUGAGUACUUUUAGUGGAUGGAGUCAUGGUGCCCCAACGACCCAUACAGAGGUCAAGGAAUAGGUGAGGUGAGGUGAAUUUAGUAACAUGUAAGCCAUGACAACUCCAAUGGGAGAAUUAAUUGUUUAAUGUCAGGUUUAGAUAAAAAAUCUGUAUUGUUCUUUGUUGCUGUGUUAUCAAAUGAUGGAUGUUUCCCAAUGAUAUCCUUCUGCAAAGUUUCCUUGUUCCCAGUGCUUUGUAACAAUAAGGCAUAAAGGAUAAUGUAUCAAAAGCAAAAAAAAGUGGAAAAUAGUGUUUUGUAACAGAUUUUCUAUCAAUGAUUUAUUCAUUCCAACAACAGUAUUGUGAGAUUAGAUUUUUAAAUCUGAUGGUAUUCAACGUUGUUAACGUUACUUCAUCCCCCC
Messenger RNA from Branchiostoma floridae (Florida lancelet), 2362 nucleotides. Its product is annotated as endoplasmic reticulum resident protein 29-like. The transcript has 4 exons. The coding region runs from base 83 to 838 and encodes 251 amino acids. Gene Ontology annotation, cellular component: endoplasmic reticulum lumen; endoplasmic reticulum. Lineage: Eukaryota; Metazoa; Chordata; Leptocardii; Amphioxiformes; Branchiostomatidae. The record is from RefSeq and is a predicted model, not a curated record. Gene Ontology annotation, biological process: protein secretion.